Messenger RNA from Mytilus californianus (California mussel), 979 nucleotides. Its product is annotated as activated RNA polymerase II transcriptional coactivator p15-like. Bases 93 to 446 code for a protein of 117 amino acids. Gene Ontology annotation, biological process: positive regulation of transcription initiation by RNA polymerase II. The transcript is spliced from 5 exons. Gene Ontology annotation, molecular function: DNA binding; transcription coactivator activity. The record is from RefSeq and is a predicted model, not a curated record. Gene Ontology annotation, cellular component: nucleus; transcription regulator complex. NCBI's taxonomy places the organism in Eukaryota, Metazoa, Mollusca, Bivalvia, Mytilida, Mytilidae.
UCCUUGAUACUUCCGGUUACCGAAACAGAAAAACCCGCAAUUUUCUGAUUUUUAGUAAAGAACAUUCUAUUCGGCUGGUAACUAAAUAGGCUAUGCCAAAAUCCAAGGAAUUCAUCUCGGACUCUGAAUCAGACUCCGAUAAUGAAGCACCUAAGAAAAAGAAAACAAAAGUAGAGAAAAAAGUAGAAAAGAAGGAACCUCCAAAAGCAGCUGCAAGCUCUGGCCCUGGAAAAUCUGGAGAAAGAACUUUCCAGAUUUCAAGAAACCGAUGGGUAUCAGUUAGUGAGUUUAGAGGCAAAGUUAUGGUAGGAAUCCGGGAGUUCUAUGAGGCUGAUGGUGAAUUAAGGCCUGGAAAAAAAGGUAUUUCUUUACCUCUAGACCAAUGGGAAAAGUUAAAGAACCAGUUUGAUGAUAUUAACGAAGCUGUGAGGGAAAUGAAUAAAUGAAAUUGACAAACAAGAACAGCCCUUAAAAGACAGAUCAUUUGCUUAAGACUGAACAUUUGUUAAAGACCUAUUAUUUGUAAAGACCAUGGUCUAGUAUCAUGUUUUGUUCAACUUGAUAUACAUGUACAGAAAAAUAGAUUCUUCAAUUGUUUUAAAUACAAUGUACAAGUUGAUAAUGAGGAAAAGUUGAACUAUCACUGAAAUUCAAUAUGUUGUUAAACAUUUUUUUUGUAUAGGUUACAACUAGUAGUUAAUUGUACCACAUGGGUAGAAAGAUUUCAUGUAAAUGAAAAAAGUAUGAUUUUUAUUGUUAAAAUGAAAUUAAUUGGAAAAUUUCUUCAGACUAAGUUAUGAGAAAAUUUAUAAUGAUUUAUAUAUUCUAGCCAUUCUUUUUGUAUGUCAUUUAUUCUUGGGUGCUGACUACAGUGACCUGCCUCAUUUUUACUGCCUUUGUUGUCGUACAUGUAGUUGUGGAGUGUCUCAUACUAUCUCGAAUGGUGUCAUGAAAAUAAUAAAAUUAUUUUUGCACAUUA